GCUUUCAUCUACUCUCUUCCCUUCCACACAAAUAACACCCUCCACACGCGAUCUCACAGAUCAAAACAAACCUCUCAGCUCUCCAUUCUCCAGAUCCUACACCACUACAUCUACUCGUGGCAUACAUACUACAAUAGACAGGGUUGGGCCUCGCGUGUAUCCACUGCAUACCUUACCACAACAUACACAUCCAGCAACCAUACAUCGCGUGCGGCGCACCAUGUUGACAUAGCUUCAGCACUACUACUCCAAAGCAACACCAUCGUAAAGAGAUAUCGAUAAGUAGAUAGACCAUGGCCCCGCUCGACCCCAGCGCGACAUCGCGCAGCAACGCAUAUCCGCUUGGAGUUUUCUCCAGCCAGGCGCUCGUCGUCGCCGGCCUGAGCGCAUACCUCGUUCGCACCAUACGUCGCGCCGCACGCUCGCUGCCGCCGCCAACCUCGACGCGCGCACAGCAACCCUUGCGCGAUCGCCAUGCUGCGCUCUUCGCGGGCCUUGCCUUUUUCUCUAUCGCUGCUGUCUCCACGUUCAGUGCUGCUUGGCGCAUUCUGUCUUACUUCGAUUGGGCCGAGCAGCGCAACCACGAGGCACCUGGGAGCUUGUGGACGGGCUGGUACGGCACGGGAGAGGAAGGUGUAGGACGAUGGCGGCUGGGUGACUGGUUCAGUGAUGUGGAUUUGAUCGCCGAGUCUGAUGCGCUUUCCGUGGGCUCAACAGAGGGGUUCUUGUAUACAAGCCAACAUGCAGUUGGACUUGCAGCGGCUGCAAUCUUCUUUGGUGUCGAAGGGAGGAGACGCAAUCUGUCUAACAAGACAAUCGCAGCAUUUGUCUCCUUGAGCCUCGUUGGAAGCUUGGGUUAUGCGCUCAAUCUGUUCUUCGUCACAAUACUGUUCACUCCGGUGGCGCUGCACAGCGAGGACACUCUGAAACACAAUGCCCUUUUUGCGCCUAAGCCGGUGUUUCUCUACACGCCAGUUGUGGCAUCGUUCGUCGCCUUGCUUUACUUGCCAACGCUGAUAGCGGGUGGCGCCAACCUCACUGCAGUUCGAAUUGGGUACUACGCCAUACCAUUCUAUCUAGCAUUCGCACCACAGAUUAUACCCGCAAGCUGGGGACAGCAGCACGCUACGAAGGAAGCUGCGCAUCGAUCGUUCGCGAGGACGUUUUGGGUCCUGGGACUUACAUCGUUUGGCUUAUGUUGGGACCUUUUCGCCACUAUCAUCGCCGCCAACACGCCCCCGGAACAGACGUCCGUGUACGACCUGUUCAAGAACGCGAUGGGCAAGCAGGAUAGCUCCAACCGCUUUCUACAGGGUCUAGGGAACGCGGCUCAACAGCUGAAGCACGUGAGCAAGCAUCCAGUGAUCAGCAUCACCGGCACUGAUGUUUUCUUCACCGUCACCGGUCUCCUAGCUUGGACCUUUGUUCGAAACCUAGAAAUCGAUGAUAUCCUCGACAACAGUCUGCUCUGGUACUUCUCGUCGUCCCAAAAGGAGAAACACGUUGCGUUUACCAAGGAGGUAGCGGAGGUAGCAGAUGUAGUGGAGAAGAAAGUCGAAGAGGAGCUGCCACCAACGACCCCGAAGAGGCGGGGCCGCCCGAAGAAGGGCACGUCAAAUGGUGCCGGAACACCUGCUCCCGCAGCCGGUAGCGUGCGCCGGAGCACGAGGAGAAAGGCGCGAUCAGACUUCGAGUCGGACGCGGAGAGUGCAUACGAGCCUCCCACGAACGCCGUGAAAGAAGUCAAGCAGACAGAGACCGACGGCGCUUCCGUGGAAGAUCUAGUUGCUGGGGGCGAGUCGACAGCAUUGACUCUUUUGCUCACCUUUUUGGGCGGGUUGGGGCAGUUGGCUGCUGGUGUGCUUGGAGCCGAAGUCAUUGGAAGCUCGUGAACGUGAACAUGUUGUCGGAUUGGCGCUUGGAAGCAGUGGGUUGGCGUUUAU
Aaosphaeria arxii CBS 175.79 is the source of this 1943-nucleotide messenger RNA. RefSeq lists its product as uncharacterized. Bases 294 to 1892 code for a protein of 532 amino acids. NCBI's taxonomy places the organism in Eukaryota, Fungi, Ascomycota, Dothideomycetes, Pleosporales. The transcript has 3 exons. The record is from RefSeq and is a predicted model, not a curated record.